UUUAAUGAUCGGCUUUAAAUGAGGGGCCACCCAGGCCCAAACUGCUGGCGGCAUUCUUGCGAGAAUUGCGAAGCUCAACUAUUUGCGUGAUGGAACGUCAAGGCGAAAACAGCUAAUGAAAUGCGUCUUAUUGGGCUAAUCGGGGUAUUGGCGGGUUUACUUGGUGAAGUUAGCUCUGCGAGAUGCUCAAACGACAGGUGUUUGAACGGUAAGUUGAAGGAAGGCAUGCAUAUGAAGAAGUACCAGGCUGAUUUGGCUGUAGCGGUGAGCAGGGCGCCGUCGCGUUUGAGGAUCUCGGAUUGCGAGAGUCUUUUUAGGGUGACGUUGAUACCUUCGACAAGGUAUGAAGUUUCUGUGAUUGGCUGGAUCUGUCAGUUGAUAUUGAUAUAGGACUUUCAUCGAGACCGCAACUAUCGUUACGACAGACACUACCACCAUGACCACAGUAGCCACGACAAAGAUCACAGCUACAGCAGUAGCCUCGAAGAGAUGGGAGGAGCAACGUGAAGCCAUCGAGAUUCUACUCAGGAGGGCACUGCCACGGUCGACCCCUAGUAUAAGCGUCAAGCAGAAGACUCCCAGCUAUGCAUCGCCUUGUACUUCUUUGGCUGCCUACUCAAAUGCAUGUAGUUGCUUGGGCGUUGGGCACACCACUACAACUGCCUCGACUCCAAGUACAACAAGGACAGUCAGCAUCUCAAAAUCUGCAACUGUAACCAAAAUCGCAACAAUUGUGACCACAGAAACCCUUAUUGUUGUUAGCAACAACAGUGUCAUCUCCAACAGUUCCACAAAGGCGGGCUUCACAAAUUCGACAGCCUUGCUGACGAUUUCUGCGAGCUCAAUAACCUCAAGUGGGAGGUCAAGUACCCUCGAAAGCUUGACAGCUUCUUCCAAUCUGAGCAAUGCCAAAAGCGACAAGGGUGGUGAGGAUUUGACGAGCAGCAGCUCAACUAACACCGAAGCUGCUUCGUCGAGUACUACCGAACUUGUAAGCAAGGAAGAAACUGGGGGCUCCACGGCCGGAGUUUAUAUAAAUUCAACAGCUUCGGCCAUAUACGCAAACGCGACCACCGACAUUGGACAGUUUGCAAAUGUCACGACACCCAUCGCGAACACUACAAGGACACAACUCGCCAAUGGAGGGACCAGUACUGGACACGUAAAUAUGACAGUCUCAACCCCGAUGCUGAACGCGACAGCCACUGGCCUCUUCCCCAACAGCACUUCUCUGCCAAUUCUGAAUGGAACAGCGCCAACAACACAAGUCAGCACGGCAAACACCUCAACCGCUCUGUUCAUGAACGCGACCGCCUCGACAGGACUUUUGAAUGCCACUUCUGUCUUGUUAGUCAACGCGACAAGCGUGCCUGUCCUGAAUAUCUCGACGUCGGCACCGUAUCUCAAUGCAACCAAUUCCUCAAUUGGCAGUCUCACCACAUCAGUGCCUUAUUUAAACGCUACUGUAAUUCCGUGGCUGAACACAACCAAGUUGCCUGCUGCGAACGCGACAUCUGUUCAUUUCAGCAAUACCAGCAGCUCAACUACGACACCCAUUUCAACGUAAGUGGAAAUUAAACAAGCCGUGCCCUUAUCUCUAUGAACCUUCCGGGACUGACUCUCAUAAACCUUCAUAUGAGAAUAUCCUCAAAACUCUUGAUUCAUGGACUGGGUAAUCUGUAAGACUGACUA
Truncatella angustata is the source of this 1692-nucleotide messenger RNA. RefSeq lists its product as uncharacterized. The transcript has a single exon. The record is from RefSeq and is a predicted model, not a curated record. Lineage: Eukaryota; Fungi; Ascomycota; Sordariomycetes; Amphisphaeriales; Sporocadaceae. The coding region runs from base 437 to 1567 and encodes 376 amino acids.